Molecule: messenger RNA, 6198 nt
Organism: Oncorhynchus masou masou (cherry salmon)
Lineage: Eukaryota; Metazoa; Chordata; Actinopteri; Salmoniformes; Salmonidae
Product: solute carrier family 41 member 1-like
Exons: 11
Coding region: 1051-2688 (545 amino acids)
Biological process (GO): monoatomic cation transport
Cellular component (GO): plasma membrane
Molecular function (GO): monoatomic cation transmembrane transporter activity
Source: RefSeq, a predicted model, not a curated record
AAUCGCAGGGGGCUAUCACGCGCACGCGCUCACGUCAUCUCUGGUUGCCCAGCCUUGUGACUUCCUAUGCCAUGAGAUUGUUAUAUGCGCAUGUAGCGGCUCGCGGGGUUCCAAAUGGGACAAUGUGACGGGUCGGAAGUGACAGCCUUAACCGUGUGGGGUUAACGAUUAAGCCAGGUACGGGCCGUUACCGUUACCAGGCAUGCAUACCGGCACCCACGCAUCAGGCUGCAGCACACAUUAUAACGGAGUGCAGGAUAUGAGACAACCGUUUUGAGGCGUUCAGCAGUGCGCUCUGUUCAGCGUCUGUUCACUCGCCUCCUCUGUGGACUUCUGCGUUUUAGGUAAACAGCAGCCAGAGCGCUGAGAGGAAGUGUUCUCCUGUAGGGCUGCUCCGUAAUUAUAUCCUUGUGCUGCAGACCUUUAAAUACUCCUCAUAAAAUAGCCACUUGGUGAAAGGUGAGACCUUCCCAGCCCAGGACACGGUCUGGGGCGAGCUAAUCUGAAAGGACCGUCAGAGCGCGUGCAGGACUGACCUGCGCUCUUGGAUGACUUUCUGAAAAGAACUUCAGGCUACUAGCUGGACCUGCAAUACUUCAUGUACUUUUUCAUACCAACUUUUCAAUACUUUUUGUUUACCAGUCGUUGUUGACCAGAUAAACAUUGGUUUGUUUGUUUUUGCUCUCUUUUAAAAAUAUAUAAUUGUUUCAUUCUUCUAUACAUCUGCCUACGGUGCUUACGCAGUGAAUGGAGGACAUACUCCAGCUUCUCCCGAAGCACCGGCAAAUUCUCACACAGGCCUGGGGGAGAGCAGCUACUCACACCUGCCUUUGCAGGAGCUUAGUUGAGCUUUCAACACGUUUUUUACCACUUAAUUUUGCGUUCAUGACCACACCUGAGUGCCACUCACCAGCAUUAUUUAAUGGGAUAAAUUAACUUGUGAGAUCAGGUUAUUAAAAACCGAUCAAGGGAAAUCUAAACCAACCAUCCCACACCUUUUUGCCAUAGCCUAUAUUUGUAAUUCAGUCUACUGUCCCCAAAAGCUUCCGCAUGGUACUUUGGUCGAAAGAGCAAGACCAUCCGCCGGACACCGACAUGUCAUCCGGGGCAAUAGAAAUGAAGAGAGUGGUGCCACCGGUGUACCUCCACUCCAACGGCUCUGUUCACCCGGCCAUCCUCACCGAUGACCCCGAGGAGAUGAGACCGGAGGAGAGGGGCGAGUACGAGCUCACAGAAGUGACAUCCUUCACAGACAGGUCUGGUGAACCGGGAGAUGAAGGCCGGGAGAUAGUGGUGAUAGACUGCAGGGCGAAUGCCAAGGGCCAGCGCGAGGAGGACGCUCUCCUGGAGAAUGGCAGCCAGAGCAACGAGAGCGACGACAUAAGCACUGACCAGAGCCCAGAGCCACCAGCGCCGUUAAAAGAGACCUCCUUCUCCAUCGGCCUCCAGGUGGUCUUGCCAUUCCUGCUGGCCGGGUUCGGGACGGUGGCGGCGGGCAUGGUGCUGGAUAUUGUUCAGCACUGGACGGUGUUUACAGAGGUCACGGAGGUCUUCAUCCUGGUCCCAGCGCUGCUGGGGUUAAAGGGCAACCUGGAGAUGACACUGGCUUCCAGACUGUCCACAGCGGCUAAUAUUGGUCAGAUGGACUCAGCCAAGGACAUGUGGAAGAUGAUUGUUGGAAACCUCGCCCUCAUCCAGGUCCAGGCCACGGUAGUAGGGUUCCUGGCGUCCAUCGCCGCGGUGAUCUUUGGCUGGAUCCCAGAAGGGAACUUUAGACUGGGACAUGCUAUCCUGUUGUGUGCCUCCAGUGUGGCAACCGCAUUCAUCGCUUCUCUGAUACUAGGGAUCAUUAUGAUUGGUGUAAUCAUCGCAUCCAGGAAGGUGGGCAUCAACCCUGACAAUGUGGCCACGCCCAUCGCUGCCAGUCUGGGAGAUCUGAUUACCCUCUCUCUGCUGGCUGGCAUCAGCACAGGACUGUACAAGGAGCUGGAGUUUAACGACUAUGCCAACCCGUUGGUGUGUGCUGUUUUUGUGGCGCUGACCCCUCUGUGGGUGCUGAUCGCUCGGAGGAUCCCCUCCACCAGAGAGGUGCUCUACUCAGGCUGGGAACCUGUCAUCAUUGCCAUGGCAAUCAGCAGUGUUGGGGGUCUGAUUCUAGAUAAGACCGUGUCCAACCCCAACUUCGCUGGCAUGGCUGUCUUCACUCCUGUUAUCAACGGUGUGGGAGGUAACCUGGUAGCGGUGCAGGCCAGUAGAAUCUCCACCUAUCUGCACAUGAAUGGUAUCCCCAUGGGAGACCCUGACCCCAACCCCAGGAAAUGCCCCACCCCCUGCACUUCCUUCUUUGGUUCCAAUGUGAACUCUCGUUCAGCACGGGUGCUCUUCCUCCUGGUUGCUCCAGGUCACCUGGUCUUCCUCUACACCAUCAACUCCAUGCAGGGAGGACACACCACGCUAACAUCCAUCUUCAUAGCCUUCUACAUGGCUGCUGCAUUACUGCAGGUGUUGAUCCUGUUGUACCUGGCUGACUGGAUGGUCCACUGGAUGUGGAGUAGGGGGAUGAACCCUGAUAACUUCUCUAUUCCUUACUUGACGGCCCUGGGAGAUCUGCUGGGGACCGGCUUCCUGGCCCUCUGCUUCCAUGUCCUCUGGCUCAUUGGAGACAGAGACACUGACGUGGGAGACUGAACACACACCUGGACAGCAUACAUACACAGCAUCAAUUCGGGCUCACCGGAAACAACCUGAACAACUGAACUGUACAGUAUCUCCCUCUGGACAUCGGAACAACUGAAUCACUUUCAGACCCAGAUCUCAACCCCAACCCCUUGACCUCCAAUCUCCCCCCAAACCCCUCCCCCUGGGUCACAGACUAUGCCAUUUUUUUCUUUAUUUGACUAAAUAAUAGUUUUACUACUAUUGUUUUUAUUGUUAUUAUGAUGACGAUGAUUAUGAUUAUUAUUGUUAAUAGUGAAUUUGAUAAGAAUCUAUAUCUGUUUUACCAUUGGGUGGGUGAAUCCUCAUUAUUUUCAAUGGGGACAUUCUCCCUUGGGCCAGUCACAUUGGCAGCAUUUGUAAAGAUGAGCUCAAUCUUAAAGACUUGAAAUGAAGACAGACAGACAGCAAAAAAAACUCACACAAGCCUAGAAUGCUUAAUCACCAAGUGCUAUACGUAUAAAGAGAUUACUACAUUUUUAAGGGACCCUUCCAAUUUGCCUUGCCUUGAGAGUAGUGAUUCAGUGGGGGCAGCUCCACAGGGGCUCGGACCAGAAUGUAGAGACCUGAAUCCGCUUAGGUAACAACCCCCCAACCCUUUAAAGGAUGACUGAACACUAACCUGAAAAGAAACAGGAAGAUUUAAGUUGCCCUUAAGCACAGAUCUAGAAUCAGUUUACCCUCUUCAAAUCCUAACCUUAACCAUUGGGGAGGGAUGAAAACAUAACUGACCCUGUAUCAGUGGUAAGAGGCAACCUCAACCUAGUCCAUGGACAUAGGUCCUGCCAGAUGGUACAGUCAGGUGCUACAUUAUGUUUCAUAGGUCACCAAGGAGGUGCCAGAUCGUACAGUCAGGUGCCUCAUUAUGUUUCAUGGGUAACCAGGGAGGUGCCAGAUCGUACAGUCAGGUGCCAAAUUAUGUUUCAUAGGUCACCAAGGAGGUGCCAGAUCGUACGGUCAGGUGCCACAUUAUGUUUCAUAGGUCACCAAGGAGGUGCCAGAUCGUACAGUCAGGUACCACAUUAUGUUUCAUAGAUCACCACCAAGGAGGUGCCAGACCGUACGGUCAGGUGCCACAUUAUGUUUCACACUCAGUUGGAGGGUUGUUUUUUAAAUUAAAGUCAACCCCAAUUCUUGCCAACCAUGUCCUUAGUGGUCCUUGAGGCCUCAACACUCAAUAGCAAGGUUUCAACACCUCCUUGUUGUCCCCUGAAUCCUCCUAAAGGGCUACGAUUGUGACAUUUCUUCAAUUACAUUUAUUUCUUCUUUGUUUUCACACAAACACUUAGACAGAAAAUUGUGCUUUGUUUGUCAGGCUGGCCAUCUGUUUGUGGCAGCCUGUUGGUUACACACACACACAAAACUCUGCUUAUCGUUGGAUUCACUGAGGUUAGAGUGGCUUUACUGGGAGGUCAGAGAGCGUAGGGACAGAGCGCUUGAGACAGAUGCCAUUCCAGGUGACAUCCUAUCUAGUGCAAGGACUUAUGUUAAGGGAGCAUAUGUUAAAGGGUGGGGAAAGUUAUCCACUUGAUCACGCUGCUGCCUAAUGCUGUUUGGUGUGUUCUGAUUAGAAGGCUUUAAUGGGCUUCAUUAGUUAGUGAGGAAAGACAGGAUGUUGAGGGAGGAAUUGUCAAACCAAUAUUGCCUGCUUAGGAAUAUCAUGCAAACAUCUUGCUCGCUCUUUCUGUCUCUCGCUCUCUCAAGCUUUCUCAAAUGGUACAAACAACAUCAGCGAUCUUCUUGAGUUGAAGCAACUCAAGGCCUGUCCAUGCUGACUACCACACUUCCUUAAUGUCUGUUGUGCAUUGUACAUACACACUGUGCAGCUGACCUACAAUAUCUGCCACAGACGCCAUGCUUCAAAAUGGCCUCCUAUCCUACCCACAUUAACAUACUGUCAGUAUAGACGCUCUAAUUCUUGUAAGCAGCAGAGCCCAGCUUGAUGGUGAAAUGCAUGUGUUAUCAUCUGAUGCUUUGUUAUCUGGUGUUCAAUUUAUAUGUUGUUUUAAGGGGCCAGCAGAGUGCAUGUGCAGGGCACAUAACAUGAAUAUUCAAAACGUGUGCAUUAUGAGUUAAGUUUCCUUCUCUUUAAAAGAUUAUGUAUCCUUCUUAGGUUUGACACAAUUUACAAAGUGGAAGUUGUGUCCGUUAUUAGAUGUAUUCUUUAAGUUCAUAAUUUUUCUUAAUCCUUCUGUGAUCUUAUGUGUUAGAGAAUGAUUAUGUCAUGUUUAUGAUUGAGAGCCCCAGUGGGGUUCAGUGUCACUGUUGGAAAGUACUGUAAUAUACACACAUAGGCACCAGAGGGCAACAUUGUCAUAUGAGUGAAUAUGAGACAGUGCCUAUAGUGAUAGAGGCUGUUCACUAUUAGCUUCAUCUAGAUUAUAGAACCUGUAUCCAAGAUUCUAAUGUAGAACCUGCGUUUUCUUGAUUCUAGAAUCUGUGUCCAUGAUAGAAUUACAUACCUUCUGGAUUCUAGAGCCUGUAUCCAAAAUUAUAUUCUAAAACCUGUAUUCUUGAGGCGGAACCCUGGAUCUAGAACCUGGGUUCUCUCUGCUGUCUUACUGAACCUGUGCCAGUGUUCUGCCCCAGUACGGAUAAGAGGUUGUGAAUACUUCUUCAGGGGAAGGAAUGCUUUUUCUAUUUAUUUUUAGAUGCACACAAAGCAAAUUGUAUAUACUAUAUUUAUUCUAUAAAUAAGGUGUUUAUUUUUCAUUUAAUUUUGUCUCGGUUCUGUCGCUGUUUUUGUAAUUGUUUCUCAUUUUAUUUUUUUGUUCAUCCUUUUUUGGGUUGUAUCCAGCCAGUAGAGCUUCAGCGCUGCCGCGGUAGAUUAGCGCCUAGGCUAACAAACAACAGUGUGGGUGCCUAAUAUCUCAUGAACCUCACACACCUUACAUCCCCUGCCCUCGGGCAGGGACCCAAACAUAGAAGGCCUUAACCUAUCAGGAACCAAGCUCAACACAUAGUAACCAAUCAGGAGCUAGGCUCACCACAGAGUAGAAUCUCUCUAAUUAGCUUUUAUUAAUAACUGACAUACCUUGAUUUGAUGUUGUGAUGUAAUGAAUGAAUAAAUAGUCUAUGAAAGAGACUGCAUGGUUGCAAUGGCUGCAGUGUUUGGGAAUCACUAAGGCCAGAACCUUCAAUUGAGAACAUAAAUGAAUAGAUGGAUAUUGUAAACAGAAGGCUCUGACUAGAACAGACGAGUGGUCAGACAACACAGAGGUAUAACGGAUGGAUCAUUUCUCUAUAACCACAUUCCUCAACCCUCACCUCCCAGACACACACACACACACACACUACCAGCACAAAAUGUCCAUACAGAUAUAUUGGUUACACACACAAAAACACACACACACAUACACUUUAUUUGGAACUGUGUGCUCCCCCUGCUGUCCCCCUCUGUAACCCUGUAACUGUAGUGGGGUUCACAAUCUGCAGGACUUUAUAAAUUGCUGGAAAUAAAGGACUAUAUUAUUUUGUACCACU